GUACCGCCUGCUCGUCAUCGACAGCAUCAUGGCGCUGUUCCGCGUCGACUACACGGGCCGCGGCGAGCUGAACGAGCGCCAGCAGAAACUGAACCAGUUCCUAUCGAAGCUGACGCAUGUUGCUGAAGAGUUCAACGUCGCCGUCCUCAUGACCAACCAGGUCCAGAGCGACCCGGGCGCCAGUGCCAUUUUCCAGGGCGCCGAUGGGCGCAAGCCGGUCGGUGGCCAUAUCCUCGCGCAUGCCUCGACGACGCGUAUACUGCUGCGCAAGGGCCGGGGCGAGGAGCGGGUUGCGAAGAUCCAGGACUCGCCUGGUCAGUUGGCCGUGUCGGUUGAUGGCGGCAGCUAAUGUUGUGUAGAUAUGCCGGAGAAGGAGGCGACGUAUAUCAUUACGAAUGGCGGGAUCAACGACCCUGAGAAGGUGUGAG
This is a messenger RNA of Boeremia exigua, 428 nucleotides long. RefSeq names its product DNA recombination and repair protein Rad51. Gene Ontology annotation, cellular component: condensed nuclear chromosome. The transcript has 2 exons. Bases 29 to 349 code for a protein of 106 amino acids. Gene Ontology annotation, molecular function: ATP-dependent DNA damage sensor activity; single-stranded DNA binding; ATP binding. Lineage: Eukaryota; Fungi; Ascomycota; Dothideomycetes; Pleosporales; Didymellaceae. Gene Ontology annotation, biological process: mitotic recombination; DNA repair; chromosome organization involved in meiotic cell cycle. The record is from RefSeq and is a predicted model, not a curated record.